Oncorhynchus tshawytscha (Chinook salmon) is the source of this 2882-nucleotide messenger RNA. RefSeq names its product proline dehydrogenase 1, mitochondrial. Gene Ontology annotation, cellular component: mitochondrion. Gene Ontology annotation, molecular function: FAD binding; proline dehydrogenase activity. The transcript has 15 exons. NCBI's taxonomy places the organism in Eukaryota, Metazoa, Chordata, Actinopteri, Salmoniformes, Salmonidae. The coding region runs from base 130 to 2052 and encodes 640 amino acids. The record is from RefSeq and is a predicted model, not a curated record.
CUGUGCAACAACUAAUUCUGGCUUUCAGGCUAGCUGGGAACGAAAAGUGGUGGAUCCACGCGCCCUUAAACGCAAUAAAACGAGUUUUAACGAAUUUAAAUACUAAAAGUAAACAACAUUUUAAAAAAAAUGUCGUACAAUAAAGUAGUACCAGCUCUAGUCAAGUCAAGUUCCGAUAACAUCAAGAGAAUAUGCUUGUCUCACGGGAGAUUUCGCUCCACGGUCGCAUCCACGCAACGUGAUGAGGUUGAAGGAGGGAAAGAGAAGCAAGUUGAUGAGUGCACUGUGGUGAAAGCUGUUCAAGCGGACCUCAUCAUCCAGUCAAAAAAUACCACCGAUGCUCAAACACAGAAGAUCGAAAUCGACUUUGGCAAUACUCAUGAAGCUUACAAAAGUAAAGAUAACAUUGAGCUGCUUAGAAGUCUGUUGGUCUUCAAGCUUUGCACAUUCGACUUCCUCGUUGACAAGAACAAGGAGUUGAUGGACCUUAGCAAGAAGGUAUUUGGCCAGCGGCUGUUUGAGAGGCUGAUGAAGAUGACGUUCUAUGGACAGUUUGUGGCCGGGGAGGACCACAACUCAAUCAAGCCUCUGAUCCAUAAGAACCAGGCCUUCGGCGUGGGGUCAGUCCUGGAUUACAGUGUGGAGGAAGACCUGACCCAGGAGGAGGCAGAGAAGAAGGAGAUGGAUGCCUGUGUGUCUGAAGCUGAGAAAGAAAGUCAAGUGCCAGCUCCAGAAUUCUUUGUAACGCAGGAGCAUGACCACAGCGUUGACCACCGUGAGAAGAAGUACAAGGCCCACCGUCAGUUUGGGGACCGUCGUGGGGGCGUGGUCAGUGCCAGGACAUACUUCUAUGCUGAUGAGGCCAAGUGUGACAACCAGAUGGAGACCUUCCUCAACUGCAUAAAAGCCUCAGGGGGGGCCUCUGUAGAUGGAUUUUCUGCCAUUAAGAUGACUGCCCUGGGCCGUCCACAGUUCCUGCUCCAGUUCUCAGAGGUGCUGGUGAAAUGGAGGAGGUUCUUCAACCUGCUGGCAGCACAGCAGGGGAAGUCUGGCAUGGAUGCACUGGAGCAGAAACUGGAACUGGAACAGCUGAAGGAGAGUUUGACUCAGCUGGGGGUUGGAAAUAAAGAUGACAUUGAGAACUGGUUUACUGGAGAGAAACUGGGCCCAUCAGGAACGAUUGACCUACUGGACUGGAACAGCUUGAUUAAUGACAGAACAUCGAUCUCAAACCUGCUCGUCAUUCCCAAUGUUGAGACUGGUCAGCUGGAGCCUCUGUUGAGGAAGUUCACUGUUGAAGAGGAGAAACAGAUGAAGAGGAUGCUGCAGAGAGUGGAUGUUCUGGCCAAGCAUGCGGUGGAGAACGGGGUGAGGCUGAUGGUGGAUGCUGAGCAGACGUACUUCCAGCCGGCCAUCAGCAGACUGACCCUGGAGAUGCAGAGGAUCUUCAACAGAGAGAAGCCCAUCAUCUUCAACACCUACCAGUGCUAUCUUAAGGAAGCCUAUGACAAUGUGUCUGUGGAUAUGGAGCUGUCCCGGCGUGAAGGUUGGUACUUUGGGGCCAAGCUGGUCCGCGGGGCCUACAUGUACCAGGAGAGGAGCAGGGCGGAGGAGAUCGGCUACGAAGACCCCAUUAACCCAGACUAUGAGGCCACCAACCGGAUGUACCACAAAUGUUUAGAGUUUGUGUUGGAAGAGAUCAACCACAACAGGAAGGCUAAUGUCAUGGUGGCGUCACACAACGAGGACACUGUCAAAUUCACUCUGGAGAAGAUGAACCAGAUGGGUCUGUCACCCACUGAGAACAAGGUCUAUUUUGGACAGCUGCUCGGAAUGUGUGACCAGAUCAGCUUCCCACUAGGCCAGGCUGGAUUCCCAGUGUACAAAUACGUCCCCUACGGCCCAGUCAACGAGGUCAUCCCCUACCUGUCUCGCCGUGCCCUGGAGAACAGGGGCUUCAUGAAGGGUUCCCAGAGAGAGCGCAGCCUGUUGUGGAAGGAGCUCAAACGCAGGCUGCUCAAUGGACAGAUCCUCUACAAGCCUGUGUACUAACUGAGCUGACUGACUGUCUGGCACACCAGCACUCUGCCCCUGUAAUACAUUCCAAUGUCUUAACCAAACCUGCCCUGCGCACAAUGGGGUGAAUACUAACUUCCACUUAAGUUGAAUUUUCACUUAGUCAUGCUCUGAUGUCAAUGGGAGCCUAAAGUGAAGCAUUGGCUGAAGUGGACAUUAGGAUUCAACCCCCAUAGCUUUAGAAUGUACUGUAGGUAGGCUUGUCUAGUACUAAGAUACUAACCUAAUGCCAAAAGACCCUCUGACUCGCUCUGCCUUUUCAUCUAUUGCUGCCAAAAGUGUCCUUAUUUUAUAUAAGAAUAUAUCUUAUCUACUGUGGUUUAGCAGCUUAUUCAGUGGCUUAUUGGCCAUUUUUAAAGUUGAGCUGUAGUUCUUAAGCUAGCAUGGAAAGUGUGUGAUUUGUUAUCACUGCUUAUAGAGUCAUAUCAAUAUAACUGUAGUUGUCGACAGGAUUUUUCUGAAUUUAUUAAGGCUCCUAUUUAAAUGUGUCCUGUGUCUUUUUGUUUCCUUUCAAAGUUCAGGAACGGUAUGUUUUGUAAAAAUGUAGUUAUUUAUCAUUGUCUUACAGACUGCUUUGGAACCCUUGUUUGUUAGCAUGUAAUGUUUAAAGUUCUCCUUUGUAUCUAUGUUUUACUGAACUGUGGAUGAUUGGUCAUUUGUAAACACUUUGUACAGGGUUCUAGCUUUGCUGAUUUUUAAAACCAAUAUUUUAAUUAUUUAAAUAGAAAUAUAUAAAACUGAUGUACACAAGGUUGUACAGUAUGAUGAUAUUACUGUCUUAUUAAAGAAAUUGAGUGGUCAUGUGA